GAAGAGGAGGAAGAGGAGGAGGAGGAGGAAGAGGAAGAGGAAGAGGAAGAGGAGGAGGAAGAGGAGGAGGAGGAGGAGGAGGAGGAGGAGAGGCACAACCACAGUGGACCUGGAUGAAAAGUUCACAACCUGAAAACAACACAAAGGUUUUAGACAACAGCAGGCUGCUGUGCACAGUGUGUAAGAGAGACUUCCGGAGUCUCCCGGCGCUGAACGGUCACAUGCGCUCUCACAGCUGCUUGAAGAAGGGCGUGGUGAUGCCGGUGUCUGUGCCCGUCCAAUCCAGAGCGGCGUCCAAGGCGUGUAGGGCUGGACAGAGGAGAAGCAGUCGCUCGUCUCCAGCCACCGGAGGCGCUGUGCUCUACCGCAGCCUGAUGCACCUGGAGGAACAGGAAGUGGUCACUAGGGGCAGCGCAGCGGCCAGAGAGGUCGAAGGUCAUUACACCCCUCCGCCCAUGCUGUGUCCGAUCAGGGCGGGGCCGGGGCUGUACUGCUCCAUCACCACCAGGAGGCAGCGGAGAGCACCGACCGUUCAGCUUCACAGCUCAAACAAUGGACUCAGUGACCUUGUUGCCAUGGAGACAGCAGCAGCAGAGAUCAAUAAGCCGAGGAUCAAUGUAGGGCGGGGCUUCCAGGCUGAAGUCCCAACUCUACGCAACCAUAAAUACGCCCACUCUGACUCCCAGAAUGCAUUGUGGCUGUGGACGCCGUGUGACGAGCUGGAGAAACCUGUCAAUCAACAGCGAGUCACGACUCUGUUGACGAUGGCUCGCUCCAGUGUGGUGCCAGGGGGCGGGGCCAGCCCAGAGUACGCCCUCAACGUCCUAUCACAGUGCGCAGGAGAUUUUCUGCUGACGCUGGAGAAACUUCUGUCGCCUCCCGAGUCCUCGGACAGGAGCCGCGCAGACGUGGCGUGGAGCGCGGCUGAGACGACGGCGCUGGUCAAAUCUCUGCGGCUCCAUCGGAAAGAUUUCAGCAGAGUCCAGCGAGCGGUUCAGACCAAGUCCGUCUCGCAGUGUGUGGAGUUUUAUUAUCUGUGGAAGAAGCAUCUGAGUCUGAGAGCGAGGCCCCCUGCUGGGCUGACCGUCACUCUGCCCGAGACCACAGUCAGGAGCUCAUCAGACCAGCAACAUGGAGACCAGCGUGACCCUGAACGACCUUCACACAAGAGGAGGUCAUGAGAACGACUAGUGAUUGUGUUUCUCUCAUCGUGUCAUCAAGUUGUGUUUAACAAGUAAAGGUUAUAUAUAUAUUUGUAUACAAAUAAAGAAUAAUCAAUAAUAACCAGUUCAUUCAUGUAACCAUGCGACUGGUAUGUGUUUACCACUGGUUCUUUCUGAGGAGACGAGACUCAAACCAAAUAAAAAGUCAACUUUGAAAUC
Platichthys flesus (European flounder) is the source of this 1382-nucleotide messenger RNA. Its product is annotated as zinc finger protein 541-like. The transcript is spliced from 10 exons. Lineage: Eukaryota; Metazoa; Chordata; Actinopteri; Pleuronectiformes; Pleuronectidae. The record is from RefSeq and is a predicted model, not a curated record. Gene Ontology annotation, molecular function: transcription corepressor activity. Bases 114 to 1181 code for a protein of 355 amino acids. Gene Ontology annotation, biological process: regulation of transcription by RNA polymerase II; negative regulation of DNA-templated transcription. Gene Ontology annotation, cellular component: histone deacetylase complex; transcription regulator complex.